AUGAAUGCCUACGAUGUCUUCCUAGAACCAUCUGCAGUGUCAAAGUCUUUGGCUUGUAACUUCAUUAGCUCAAACGAAAAACAUUUGGUGGUUGGGAAAGCUACCACGCUAGAAAUAUACGAAGUUCUCCGGUUGAAAAAUGGCCAGCCCUUAGCUUCCGACUACAAGCUCAAACUCAUUGCUCUGUACAAAUUGCAAGGGCUCAUAACAGAUCUUUGCGCUAUAAGAACGGCCGAAAAUCCCCAUUUAGAUUACGUCCUUGUAUCCACGAAGAGUGCCAAAGUGUCUUGUAUCAAAUGGAAUCCUUACAAACAUAACAUAGCCACCGUGUCAUUGCAUUAUUAUGAACACGUUCUACAAAAUUUGACAUAUGAGACGGUUUAUGAAUCUUCCUUAACUGUAAGCCCGUCUCAGAACUCCGUGUUCUGUUUGCGCCGAAACAAUAUGCUCGUUCUAUUGCCAUUCAAUAGGGUUGAGGAAGAGAUCGAUGGUGAGGAGGAUGGCCACGCCAAAAGUAUGGAUGUGGUUGAAGGUGAGAAAAAGGAUGAAGAUCGUGAGCGUGGCCAGGUCCCUCUCUUUGGUUCGAGCACAGUGGUGGACAUCGAGACGGUGGAUCCUACAGUGGGUGAAAUUAUAGACUUCCAAUUUCUCCACAACUAUCGUGAUCCUACUUUGGCAAUUGUCUCUCAUCGUAAAAGUACUUGGGCUGGUGUCUUGCCUAAAGAAAAGGAUACUGUUCUCUUCACAGUGCUCUCUUUAGAUGUUCAAACAGCCUCUACCACUACAAUUUUGCAAAUUGAAAACCUUCCAUACGAUAUUCACAAGGUCGUACCACUUCCGUCGCCUUUGAGUGGCUCAUUGCUUCUUGGUUGUAACGAGAUUAUUCAUGUUGACAACAGUGGCAUUACUCGACGCAUUGCUCUUAAUUCUUAUACCACAGAUAUAACAUCUUCUAUCAAAAGUUUCCAAGAUCAGACAGACUUGGAUAUUAAACUUGAAAAUUGCACUGUAUGCGCGAUUCCCAACGAUAGUAGGGUACUUCUUGCCCUCGAGAAUGGAGAUUUCUAUUAUGCCACCUUUGAAGUCGAUGGUAAAACGAUCAAAAAGUUUGCCAUUGAACCGAUUGACAAAAAUCUUUACCAGUCUUUGCAAAAAUACCAGCACAGUGGUAUUAUUGCAUUAGAUGAUAAUCUACUCUUCUUCAUGGGUACCACAUGUAACUCAGUAUUGGUCGAACUAAGUUACACGAGCAGCGACGACAAUAACGCUGUUGAUAAAGGCGAAGCAAUUGAAGUCACUACAUCGGAUUCGAAGAUGUUGGACAAUGAUGAUGACGAAGAUCUAUACGACGAGGACGACAAAGACAAAGAAAAAGAAGUCAAGUCCGGUCAAAUAGAAUUUAUCGUAAGGGAUGAAUUGUUUAAUCAUGCGCCCAUAUCAUCCUUUGCGCUUGGCAAUUAUUCUACUGAGAAAAUAGUGGCAAAGUUGCCAAAUCCAUCCUUUAAUGAUGUCUCAAUAUUUGCUGCAGGCGGACUCGGACUCAGUGGCCAGUUGAACAUAAUCACACCCACUAUUCAGCCGAUAAUCAAGUCAUCUUUGCGCUUCUCCCAACUCAAUCGUUUGUGGACUAUUAAUAAUAAGUACCUCAUCACAUCUGAUGACUUGAACCAAAAAUCUGAGCUCUUUGAUGUCAAUCAAUCAUAUGCCAGGCUCUCUCCGAAGCACUUUGUGAAUAAUGAGCUCACAAUUGCAAUGCACGAGCUCAAUCAUGGCCAAUUCAUUCUUCAAGUUACACCUAGACAUAUCAUUAUGUUCAGCAACAAAUUUAGAAAAGUUCUGUCCUUGGAUAAAGGAUUGAAGGAGCUAGAAGAUGGAGACAUUAUUAAUAGUGUGUUCAAUGAUGACUUUCUCAUGAUUUUCUUCUCAUCUGGUGAGGUCGUCAUUUACAGUGUUGACUCUGAGAACAAAUCUUUUACACGUAUUGAAUUACCAAUGUCCCUCCAAGACACAAUCAUUACUACGGGAUACAUUGCCAACUCGAAACUUUUAAAUGCCGUGCUGAAGGAUCUUAAUUUGAUCACAAAUAGAGGUCAGAAGCGCAAACGAAACGGCGAUGCUGCAUCCCUCAAAGCAGUUAGCCCAAUAGAAGGAAAACAGAUGAUAUUUAUCUUGGUAACAGGUGAUAAUAGGAUCGUUUUAUUUGGUCGCGAUCACAAAGAUGUAUGCUUUCAACUCGAUUUUGUGAACAUCUUUUCGGAUACUCUUCAAAUCAAUUUCUUUGACAUAAAUUCCGGAGAUCCAGAUCCGUUCAUCAAGCAAGUGAUUCUCAAUGAUUUAGGAGACGAAUUUACGAAAGAAGAAUAUUUGACGAUUCUUACAGUUGGUGGUGAAAUUUACUCAUACAAAUUGUACUUUGAUGGCGAAAGCUAUUCGCUUAUCAAGCAGUAUAAUUUACCCAUGACUGGAGCUCCUUUUAAUGCGUAUGCACAUGGUACCUCGAUUGAGAGAAGAAUGAUCUAUUUCCCCAAUAUCAAUGGUACAACUUGCAUUAUGGUCACUGGAGUAAUUCCAUAUUUAAUCACCCGUUCCAGACAUAGUCAGGUUCGAAUUUUCAAAUUUUCAAAAAUUCCUAUUGUCUCUUUUGUUCCAUACUCUGAUGAAAAGAUCAAAAACGGAUUGAUUUAUCUCGACACGAAAAAGAACGCACGUAUUGUCGAGUUACCCAACGAUUUUAAUUAUGAUAAUACGUGGCCAAUCAAGAAAAUUUAUAUUGGCGAGACAGUCAAAUCUGUCGCAUAUCAUGAAACUUCUCGCACGGUGAUUCUUUCAACAUUCAAGGAAAUACCAUAUGAUUGCAUUGACGAAGAAGGGAAUCCAAUCGUUGGAUUGAAAACCGAAAAACCGCGAACAUUCAAUUACAAAGGUCAAAUUCGACUCAUCUCGCCAUUGUCGUGGACUACCAUUGACACCAUUGAACUUUUGGACAACGAGGUAGGUUUGCAAAUUAAAUCAGUGGUUCUAGAUGUUGGGAGCGAGACCAAAAGAUUUAAAAGUAAAAAAGAGUUUGUUUUGUUAGGAACAGGAAGACUCCGUAUGGAGGAUUUGGCCUGCAACGGCUCUUACAAAAUUUUGGAGAUCAUUGACAUCAUUCCGGAACCUGGCAAGCCGGAGACCAAUCACAAGUUUAAAGAGUUUACCGAAGAGGCAACAAAGGGUGCUGUCACUUCUAUCUGUGAUGUAAGUGGCAGAUUCCUAGUAGCACAAGGUCAAAAAAUGAUUGUUCGUGAUAUCAAGGACAACACUGCUGUGUCAGUCGCAUUCCUCGAUGCAUCUGUCUACGUUUCAGAAACAAAAAGUUUUGGUAACUUGGUGUUGUUUGGAGAUACCUUAAAGAGUGUGAGUUUGGCUGGAUUUGAUGCGGAGCCAUUUAGAAUGAUUCCUCUCGGAAAAGAUCUACAUGAACUAGACGUGUCAAGUGCUGAUUUCGUUGCGUAUGAUCAAGAUAUCCAUAUAAUUGUUGCUGACAAUGAUAAGGCUUUACAUGUCCUUCUGUACAAUCCGGACGAUCCGUCGUCCAGCAACGGCCAGCGUCUUUUGCAUAGAUCAACGCUCAACACAAAUUUCAAUACCACAUGCACGCGCUCGCUCGCGAAACACGAACAAAUCAAUCCAUGGCUAGACCCCACCACCCUGCCCUUCCAAGUAGUGGGCUCCACCGUUGAGGGAGCUAUGUACACCGUGUUCCCUGUGAGUGAGGCGACAUACAGACGUAUGUAUAUACUCCAACAACAGCUCAUAGAUAAGGAGUUCCAUGCAUGUGGCUUGAACCCAAAAUUGAAUCGUUUUGCGCUGGUCAAGAAUGAGUCUUCCCUGAGUCUUCGGCCUCUACUCGACUGUGAGCUCUUGAGAAAAUACUCCAAGCUCAAUCAGGACCGUAUGCGGACACUUGGUCAAAAGGUCUCUAUCAAAAAUGUUUCAGUGGACCUUUGGAAAGAUCUCAUUGAGUUUGAAAAUGUCUUGAACAACUUGUAG
This is a messenger RNA of Australozyma saopauloensis, 4032 nucleotides long. Its product is annotated as cleavage/polyadenylation factor CFT1. Gene Ontology annotation, cellular component: mRNA cleavage and polyadenylation specificity factor complex; nucleus. The record is from RefSeq and is a predicted model, not a curated record. Bases 1 to 4032 code for a protein of 1343 amino acids. NCBI's taxonomy places the organism in Eukaryota, Fungi, Ascomycota, Pichiomycetes, Serinales, Metschnikowiaceae. Gene Ontology annotation, molecular function: nucleic acid binding; protein binding. The transcript has a single exon.